Pipistrellus nathusii (Nathusius's pipistrelle) is the source of this 1488-nucleotide messenger RNA. The record is from the annotation of a GenBank genome assembly. Lineage: Eukaryota; Metazoa; Chordata; Mammalia; Chiroptera; Vespertilionidae.
AUGCGGCCGCCGGCCCGCCGCGGCGCGCUCCUGGCGCGGCUUUGGCUCCUCACCUGCUCGCUGGCUUUUGCAUUGGCUUCUAAAGAUGUAAAGGAGGUCACACCAUCUAAGAAUUCGGAGAAAAGUGGUAUAUCAAGAAAAAAUGACAUAGAUUUGAAAGGAAUUGUGUUUGUCAUCCAAAGUCAAAGUAAUUCUUUUCAUGUAAAAAGAGCAGAAGAGUUAAGAAAAAGCAUCUUACAGCAAGCUGCAGAUCUUACCCAGGAGCUCCCCAGAGUCCUUCUGCUUCAUGAACUGUCUAAGCAGGAAGGUGCAUGGACCAUCCUUCCACUGUUACCGCACUUUUCUGCAACAUAUAGCAGAUAUUCCUCGUGGAUUUUCUUCUGUGAAGAAGAGACAAGAAUAAAAGUUCCAGAACUCUUAGAAACACUCAGAAGAUAUGACACCUCAAAGGACUGGUUUUUAGGAAAAGCAUUACAUGAUGAAGAAUCUACAAUAAUUCACCAUUAUGCCUUUUCUGAAGAUCCUACAAUUUUUAAAUACCCAGACUUUGCUGCUGGCUGGGCCCUUAGUAUUCCACUUUUAAACAAGCUUACGAAGAGGUUAAAGAGUGAGGCCCUGAGGUCCGACUUUACAAUAGAUUUGAAACAUGAGAUUGCCCUCUACAUCUGGGACAACGGUAAAGGAUCUCCCCUUACUCCAGUGCCUGAGUUGUGUACAGAUGGUGUGGAUGCCCACUGUGCUACCACAUUCCACUCUUCCCUCCCCCUGUGUGGAAAUCCAGUGAAGAAGGAGGAUAUUUUUGUUGCAGUAAAAACGUGCAAGAAAUUUCAUGAUGAUAGAAUCCCCAUUGUAAAGCAGACAUGGGCGGGUCAGGCCAGUCUCAUUGAAUUUUACAGUGACUAUGCAGAAAGUUCCAUUCCUACAGUGGAUCUGGGAAUUCCUAAUACAGACAGAGGUCACUGUGGAAAGACAUUUGCUAUUUUGGAAAGAUUUUUGAAUCACAGUCAAGAGAAAAUAGCAUGGUUAGUCAUUGUGGAUGAUGAUACAUUAAUAAGCAUCUCCAGGCUCCAGCACUUGCUAAGCUGCUACGAGUCCGGUGAACCAGUGUUCCUGGGAGAGCGCUAUGGCUAUGGUCUGGGCACUGGCGGCUACAGCUACAUCACAGGAGGAGGAGGAAUGGUCUUCAGCAGAGAAGCCAUCAGGAGACUUCUUGCCAGUAAGUGUCGUUGCUACAGCAAUGAUGCUCCUGAUGACAUGGUCCUGGGGAUGUGUUUCAGCAGUCUGGGAAUCCCUGUGACACACAGCCCUCUCUUCCACCAGGCCCGGCCCGUGGAUUACCCUGAGGACUACCUUUCUCACCAGGUUCCCAUAUCCUUCCAUAAACACUGGAACAGUGACCCAUUGAAGGUUUAUGUCACAUGGUUGGCACCCAGCAAGGAAGACAAAGCCAGCCCAGAGAUACGAAAAGGCUUUAAAGAUGAGUUAUAA